Truncatella angustata is the source of this 2031-nucleotide messenger RNA. RefSeq names its product maltose permease. The record is from RefSeq and is a predicted model, not a curated record. Gene Ontology annotation, molecular function: carbohydrate:proton symporter activity. The transcript has 6 exons. Gene Ontology annotation, cellular component: membrane. Bases 213 to 1856 code for a protein of 547 amino acids. Gene Ontology annotation, biological process: carbohydrate transport; transmembrane transport. Lineage: Eukaryota; Fungi; Ascomycota; Sordariomycetes; Amphisphaeriales; Sporocadaceae.
CGUUUCCAUCCUCGCUAUCAGUAGUUCGGCAACUCGCGCCGGAAUCAACGAGAGUCCCCAUUGCCAACGAAACCAAGGACUCGACCCCUCAUGACAAUCCCCAACCUCACCCGGAACGUCUUCUGAUAAGGCUAGUUGCUGGGACUAAAUGAAUACAUGGGUAUACCUCCCUGGCACCUGCAGGGCAUGGUGCGAUAAGAACGGUCAAUAAAAUGGCACAUGACAGCCAUGUUGCACAGGCCCAGGGCCUUGGAUCAAACCUGUCAGACGAGGAAACACCGCUGUUCACCGAAGCAGCCAUGGCAUCCGAUCGUGCACGAGAUGACACAAAGCCCGGUGCAAGCGAUGCGGUGAUUGCCGAAGCGAUUCAUCAGGAACAUGAGCUGUCCUUCGUCGAAGCUGUCAAGCUAUACCCGACAGCUGUAGGAUGGUCUAUGUUCGUGUCUCUUGGUGUAAUCAUGCUGGCGUUCGAUCCGCAACUCCUUGGUAACCUGUACGCAACUCCUCAGUUCCAACGUGAUUUUGGCUACGAGUAUGAGGGAGAGUAUAUUAUCAGUGCACCAUGGCAGACAGGCUUGUCAAUGGGAAACCCGAUUGGCCAGGUGGUGGGCGCAUUGGUGUCGGCCUAUCCUAUGGACAAGUUUGGCCGCAAGUACACGUUUGCAGCCUGUGUCAUUCUUACAGCAGGGCUGGUCUUCAUCCAAUUCUUCGCUCGCUCUCUUCCUGUGCUUCUCGUCGGAGAGCUCAUUGGCGGACUCGUACUCGGUUGCUAUGUGGUCAUUGCGCCGGCAUAUGCAUCAGAAGUGUGUCCAUUAGCACUGAGAGGACAUCUAACCAGCUAUACCAACUUGUGUUUCGUCAUGGGUCAAUUACUUGCCAACGGAGUAACAGCUGGCACGUCCAAGCUUUCAGACCAUUGGGCAUAUAGCAUACCAUUCGCGCUUCAAUGGUUCUGGGUGCUGAUAAUCCUGCCGGGCAUGUUCUUUGUACCAGAAAGUCCAUGGUGGUUAGUGGGGAAAGGCAGAAUGCAGGAGGCCGAGAACUCUCUGAGGCGCCUAUCGUCUGAGUCUGUCAAUGUCACCGCAACACUCGCAGUUAUUGCUGAGACGGAUCGACUGGAGCGAGAAAUGGAGGCGGGUAGCACGUAUCUCGAUUGCUUUAAAUCGGCAAACUGGAGGCGAACGGAAAUAUCCAUUGGCGUCUACUGCACCCAGGUUUUGAGCGGCAUCUACCUGAUUAACUAUGGAACAUAUUUCUUCCAGCAGGCAGGCUUGGCCACCGAAGACUCGUUUUAUAUGAGCAUUGGUUUUCUAGCGGUCGGAUUUGUUGGUACAAUCGGCUCAUGGUUCCUGAUGCUGAGAUUUGGCCGUCGGCCGAUCUACGUGCAAGGACUUGGCAUUUUGAUUGUCCUGCAGUUGCUCAUCGGUAUCCUUGACUGUGUACCUGGCAGACCAUCGGGCGUGGCAUGGGCUGAAUCCGCGCUGAUGCUCAUCUGGAAUUUCGCAUAUGACUUGUCCAUCGGCCCAGUCUGCUUCACAUUGCUCGGCGAGUGCUCAGCAGCGCGAGUCAGGUCAAAGACGAUUGCCGUGGCUACAGCCGCUCAAGGAGUGAUAGGAAUCAUAAUGACGGUGGCUAUUCCGUAUAUGAUCAAUCCUGACCAGGCCAACAUGCAAGGAAAGCUCGGGUUCUUCUUCGGCGGUCUAGCUGCUAUAUGUUACGCAUGGGCAUUCUUCCGUGUUCCAGAGACUCGUGGCCGAACUUACGAAGAACUCGACUUGCUCUUCAGCAAGAAUAUUCCGGCAAGAAAGUUCAAGAACUACAGAAUCGACGGCAUUUCCACUGGGGACACUUACUGAAAAUGCAAUAAAUGAAAUUAUUAUGGCAACGAAUGUUUCAGAGAGGCUAGGGGUAUGGAUUGAGUCUCCAAGACUCGGGAUGCUUUCUCAAACCUGCUCACCCAUUCCAAGUCAAAACUUUGUUGUUCCACCAAGAAGUAACACAGCCACUCUUUCAUCCGUGCACCACGACCAG